UUGAUAGAAUAAUUACGAAUUCAAAUUAUUAUCUAUAUCUAUUGACAAUGACCCACACUCUGUAUAUACAAAUCGGUGAAAGAAAAUUAGACCACGGCAUAUCCAACGACACUUCUCAUUCGGCCGGCUCAUGGAACACAUGAUACAAAAUUAAGCAUUUAAAAACAAGCAUAGACUUCAGUGGACGACUGGACUCCAAUUUCGCUAUUUGUUAAACCCAUAAAAAAAUGCGGCAACGUAGACCCCCAUGAAUCUGCGACGACUCCACCGGAAACAAUGGCGACGAUAGCAGUUAUACUGUUGAUAUUACUCUGGAUUGAUCAUCGGAAAACGCUCGCUGAUUCCAUUAAACAGCCGGAAGCGAUUGGUUAUGGGUAUUCUCUCCGAUCUAUUGCCCUAGGUUCGUCUGGAAAAUCAUUGGUCGCUGAUCUUCAACUGAAAUAAGAAAUCUUCGUUGUUUGGACCUGACAUCGAUGAGCUUCAACUCUUCGCAAGUUGAUUGUUUGAGGGUUCGAAUCAUCGAUGCUAAGAACCAAAGAUGGGAAAUUCCAACCCAAAUCCUUCCACGCCAACCACAAUCAUUCGAUUUGCCCCUAAAAAUCCGUCAACAAAUUCCAACAAAACUGCUCCUUUCAGAUCCCACCUCCGACCUCAUCCUAACAUUGCACAACACCACCAUCGGUACAAUCACUCAAUUCGGAUUCACAAUUGCCCGUCGCUCCACCGGUGAUAUACUCUUCGACACCUCCGACACUGUCCUCGUCUUCAAAGAUCAGUACCUCGAACUAACAUCUUCACUUCCUGCUAACCGAUCCUCAAUCUAUGGUAUCGGAGAGCACACCAAGCGUUCGUUCAAAUUAGCGCACAAUCAAACCCUAACUCUUUGGAAUGCUGAUAUCCCAAGCACCAAUCCUGAUCUCAAUCUGUAUGGAUCACAUCCGUAUUAUAUGGAUGUCAGAUCACCAGAUUUUGAUGGUAAAGUGGUGGCCGGGACUACUCAUGGUGUAUUGUUGCUCAAUAGCAACGGGAUGGAUGUUUUGUAUAAAGGCGAUAUUAUUACGUAUAAGGUAAUUGGGGGUGUUCUUGAUUUCUACUUCUUUGGUGGGCCUUCGCCUAAAUUAGUCAUGGAUCAGUACACUCGUUUAAUCGGACGACCAACUCCCAUGCCCUAUUGGUCCUUCGGGUUCCAUCAGUGUAGAUGGGGUUACAAAGAUGUUGAGGAUCUUGAGAAUGUUGUUGCUGGAUAUGCAAAAGCCAACAUCCCACUGGAGGUUAUGUGGACAGAUAUAGACUAUAUGGAUGCUUAUAAAGAUUUCACUUUAGACCCUAUUAAUUUUCCUUUGGAUAAAAUGUCAGCAUUUGUUAAAACUCUUCACCAAAAUGGUCAAAAAUAUGUGCUCAUAUUAGAUCCAGGUAUCAGUGUGAACACAACAUAUGAAACAUACAUUAGAGGACUAAAAGCUGAUAUCUAUAUAAAACGUGAAGGAAUACCAUAUGUAGGCGAGGUUUGGCCUGGAAUUGUUAAUUUCCCGGAUUUUUUAAAUCCAAAAGGAAGAAUCUUUUGGGGCAAUGAAAUCAAAAGAUUUCACAAUCUUCUUCCAUUUGAUGGAAUUUGGCUUGACAUGAAUGAAGAAGCAAAUUCCAUUUCCUCCCCUCCAAUUCCCACUUCAAAACUCGAUAACCCUCCGUAUAAAAUCAACAACUCCGGAAUCCAAAUGCCGAUUAAUAACAAAACCGUUCCUGCAAGUUCGUUGCAUUUUGGGAACAUCGCUGCUUAUGAUGCACAUAAUUUGUAUGGAUUUAUGGAAGCCAGGUCAACAAAGGCAUCUUUGGUCAAAAUAACGGGAAAACGCCCGUUUAUACUUUCAAGAUCAACGUUUGUGGGGUCCGGGAGAUUUACAGCACAUUGGACUGGGGAUAAUGCUGCGACAUGGGAUGACUUGGCGUAUUCCAUUCCGAGUAUUUUGAAUUCUGGGUUGUUUGGGAUUCCGAUGGUGGGGGCCGAUAUUUGUGGUUUUUUUGGAAAUACUACCGAAGAACUCUGUCAGCGAUGGAUUCAAUUAGGUGCUUUUUACCCAUUUGCAAGAGACCAUUCUGACAUACAAAGCACAAGACAAGAGCUUUACCUUUGGGAUUCAGUAGCAGCAACAUCUCGAAAAGUCCUCAGCCUUCGUUACCAAAUGCUCCCUUAUUUCUACACCUUAAUGUACGAAGCCCAUUUUAAUGGCACUCCCAUCGCCCGACCUCUCUUCUUCUCAUUCCCGGAAGACACCAACACUUACAACAUCAGCACGCAGUUUCUCCUCGGAAAUGGUGUAUUAAUCUCCCCUGUUUUGACCCCAAAUACAGUUUCCAUCGACGCAUACUUCCCAUCUGGAAACUGGUUCAGUUUAUUCAACUAUUCUGAUACAUGGAGAGAGAAUAGCACCGGUGAGGUGUUUUUGGACGAUGGGGAGGAAUCAGGGUUUGGGGGAGAGGGUGGAAACUGGACGUUGGUGAGAUUUUCAUCGCGAUUUGAGGGGAAAGUUGUGAUUUUAAAAUCGGAGGUCGAUAAUGGCGGAUUUGCGUUGAGUCGGAAGUGGAUUAUCGAGAAGCUGACAUUUAUUGGGUUGGAAAAUGAAUCGGGAUCGACAGGUUGUGAUGACAUGGGACAAACAGGAACAUUGAAGAUCUGUGGUGCUGGGAAAUUCCGUACGGUGGAGAUAACGGGUUUGUCUGUGUUGAUUGGAGAAGGGUUCGAGUUCACGUUGGACCUCGGCGGCGGUGGUGCCGUGGUGAUGAAGAAAAAAUAA
This is a messenger RNA of Lactuca virosa, 2792 nucleotides long. Lineage: Eukaryota; Viridiplantae; Streptophyta; Magnoliopsida; Asterales; Asteraceae. The record is from the annotation of a GenBank genome assembly.